AUGUGUCCGAUGGGUCACUCGAAGUCGACCUCAGGCUGCCUGGUCCCGACGCGAGCCCCAGAACACUUCCGGCUCGAGGAAAUGCAGCUACAAUUGGCGGCGCUUGUAGUCGAUAAGGACAAGGCAGCGCGCGACAAUGCCACUCUCGUCGCAGAGAAUAUGGACAAGCGCGGACGAGCUAAGAGAAGUGCGGUGCUCACCAUUCCGGAUAGCAACGAGGCGAGAGAGCUAGGCAAGAAGCUCGCAAUCAUGUGCGAAGCUUGGUCCGACUCAACCACUCUCUUGAAGCCGCGCCCCGACCUUGAUCCUGACUCCGAGGAGCGCUAUGUGUCUUUCGAGACAUACAAACUUGGGAUCACCUCCGCCAUCUACGAUUUCAUACCUGCGAAGUAUCACUCCUUCCUCCAGGCACGAAGUGACUGGUGCAGCUUGUUGCGCAGAAAGCAGGGAGAGGGUCGGGCAGACGCCCUCAAGUACAUCAAACGGGCGGCUCCUCAAAUCUUCAAGGACUACGGAAUACCCGCGAGGGACUGGACAUCCCCGACAACCCGCGCCGACUCCACAAUCAUUCAGUCCCUCCUCAAGUUUCCGGGUGACAAGGAAUACCCCGAAGUCCCGCCUCUCGUUUACCCAGAUCUCGUUUCGAACCCAAGGAAGGUGUUCUGCAAUCCUAUCCUUGGCCGGAUUUUGCGAGUCAUCCUCUUCGGUAUAGCCUCGCUUGAUAAGGCAACGGUGCAGACAUCGACGCUGGGGAAAAUGUGGGGUAUCAACGAGCUUACGCCCGGGUCUCUGGCAUUUGCGGUGAUUGCGGCUAUCUAUGUCUUGUCUCCUGACUCAUCGUUGAACGAAACGGGCCUCGUGAGCCUGAUUCCUUACCGCAAAAUCUACUACAAGAUCAAGGGUACUCUAGUGCUACACCCCGACUCCCCCCCCAUUCGCAAAGCAUUUCGUCUACAUGCAGUAACCGUUUUCGAAGGAAUCACCCACUCGAGCACGGUGGGAUCCGGUACGACAGCGCCAGCGGAGUCUCAACACGGUGUCCACUCUCUUCGUGACGCCCUCCGCGAUAUCGAAAGCUCGGACGACGAACCUUACGAUUACGAUGGCAGCCAGAACCCCAAUGAUCCAUAUCCCGAGCCCCCGAGACCGCCGGCAGCUGAAUACGAAACGUUCAAUCUUGACAAUGUUAUCGACAGUGACAUAGAUGAUUCCGACCCGACGCCCGCAGCUGCAGACAAUGGGGCGCCUCCAAUUGAACCCUUCAUCGAUAACCCUCAGCUCAAGGUAGCCUCUGCGAACUUGUCAGCCACCAGGCGAGGUGGAAAGAAGGUGGCACGCGCAGGGCGAGGCCGAGGCAAGGGAGCUGCAACACAGGGCAAUGAGGAGCCAGCAGCUGCGCCGCAACCCCGCCGUGUAAGUCACCGUACGCGCUCGUAG
Molecule: messenger RNA, 1437 nt
Organism: Pleurotus ostreatus (oyster mushroom)
Lineage: Eukaryota; Fungi; Basidiomycota; Agaricomycetes; Agaricales; Pleurotaceae
Exons: 5
Coding region: 1-1437 (478 amino acids)
Source: RefSeq, a predicted model, not a curated record